Ochlerotatus camptorhynchus is the source of this 1429-nucleotide messenger RNA. Its product is annotated as leucine-rich repeat-containing G-protein coupled receptor 4-like. The record is from RefSeq and is a predicted model, not a curated record. Lineage: Eukaryota; Metazoa; Arthropoda; Insecta; Diptera; Culicidae. The transcript has a single exon. Gene Ontology annotation, molecular function: protein binding. The coding region runs from base 1 to 1425 and encodes 474 amino acids.
AUGAUUCCACUACGGACCACAAUCGCUCUGCUGCUCCUCGUAGCGGUGACGGCAUCUCUUAUCACCGGCGCCCUAGCCGUGGCUUCGACUACUUUCAUCAAACUGAACUGUGAAACGAAAAAUCGAGUGUGCUACCUGAAGAACAUCUACGCAACCGAGGACGACCGCUUCAAGGAUGUGUACAAUGCCGAGCAUAGCGAUAUCAUCGAGUUUUUCGACUGUCACAUUCACACGCUGCCGAAGAUUCCGUUCAUCAAAUCGGUCGAAGCGAAAGGCAUCAACUUGGUGAAGGUGGUUGAGAACACUUUUUCGACCAUCCAGCAUCUGGAUGUGUCGUACAACCGGCUGAGGGAUAUUUCAACGAAGGCUUUCGAAUGGCCCGCAGAACUUCAGACGCUGGUAGCUAGCGGGAACCCAUUGUUGAAGGAUUUGAGCUUUCUGAAGGCACUUAUUGGAUUGAUGGAUCUGCAGUUGUCGGAUAUGAAGCUGGAUUUGGAUUUCAUUGAUGUGGAUAUUUUUUCAGGGAUGAAGCUUCUGAAAACGUUGACUAUGAGUAAUAACAAGAUCGUGACCGUUCCUGUUGGGAUAUUCAACAAGUUGGAGUCUUUGGAAAAACUGGAUCUGAGUAAGAACUACAUUUCGAGAAUAUCUUCGGGGGCGUUUAUCAUAAACUUCCGAACGAUUGAUCCGGAAAUCGAACAGCGUCAUCAAUUGACGAUCAAUUUGGCCAGCAAUAAUAUUUCUAUUAUCGAGAAGGAAGCAUUCAUGAUCGUAGAUAUGGUUGAUUUAAGCGAUAAUAAAUUGAUCGGAAUCAGCCCCACGGCCUUCUACAACAAGUCGGAACUGGGAACACUGAUUCUCUCCAACAACAGACAGCUGAAGAAUUUCAACUUCCUAAAAAGCCUGCCAUCUCUGCAUACUCUUACCAUGGCCCAUAUGAAUUUCACUUUCAAUGGCAUCCCACUGGACAUUUUCAGCGAGUUGGAUCUUCUCACAACGCUGGAUCUAUCGUUCAACGAUAUUUCGCAGCUGCCCAUCGGGAUAUUUUCCGAUCUCUCAUCGUUGAAUUUCAUCAAUCUACGCCACAACCGGAUCUCUCACGUCGAAUUUGGGACCUUCUCCAUCCGCAAGUACGACCUCAUCGAUGAAAUUGAUCUAUCCUACAACGACAUCACCGACGUCAACUACCUGGUUUUCGUACCCUUCAAGUAUCUCCGCACGUUGCUGCUCCACGGAAACCAAAUCACCUACGUCAACGCCAACCACCUGAAGCGGAACAAAAGUCUCCAGAACUUUGGCAUCCAACACAAUCCGAUCCGUUGCUCGGACCUGAUCGACCUGCUGGCCAUCUUCAAGCUGGUUCUCGAUGGAAGAGAAUUUGUCGCCCAUGAACCCAAUAUAGAUGGAAUUAAGUGUAACCCUUGAACAA